UUUUUAAUUGUUAUUAAAAUUUAUAUAUCUUUUUUCAUACACAUGCAGUGAAAAAUUUUUUGAGGUAGAAAGUUGGAAGGGGGAACGGGAUAAGGAAUAUGACUAAAGAUUAUUUAAUAUUUAUAGUGACUUGAAUUUUUAAAAAUAUCUACAGAUAUUAAUUAAUUUCUUCAGGCAUAAUCAAUAAUGAGUGAGAUCACAAAAUUAUUGAUAUCAAGGUAACAGUCAAUUCUACAUAUGCCCAGAUUUAUGUCCUAGAAAUAUCAUAUAUCAAUUAAAAAAUGUUCUAUGAUCGAAUUGAUUGUAUCUUAUCCAUUUCUGAGGAUAUAAUUUAGAUUGAACCAUAUGACAAGCUAACGCGCAAGUUAACAUAGACGCAUUAACUAGAUUAGUUAAUGCAAAGGAUCAUGGGAUAUUAAAUUUUUUUGCUUCCUCCUAUUCUUGUACAUAAUAUAAUGCUAAUAUUAAAAAUUGAAGUUCUACACGCAAUAAUAAUAUUAAUAAUUAUUAUUAUAAUUAUCAUAAUGACAAACAAAAAAACAAACGGAAUCACAUUCAUUUUGGUAUGUAAAAUAUGUUAUUUUGUUUGUGAGAUAUGAAAUCAUUGGUAAGAGCUGAAAGCAAAGUCAGAUUAGAAUUAUCAGAUGGCAGAUUUCAAACGUAGGUAUAGGAUAUAAGAAUAUUAAGUAAGCGAAAGUAAUUUGUAAGAGUUCAAAUUUGUCAGUAUGACUAGACCUACUUUUAUUCGAUGUUAGUGGAUGUUAAAUCGCUCUCGUGAGAAGGAGAACAAAAUAUAGAUGAUAAAACUGCCUCUGGUAGGCUAUUAUUAACUAAUAUUGAAAUGAUUAUUAUAUUCAAAAUCUACUACCAUCCGUUUACAAAGUUUUCAUCUUUCUUGUAAGAGCGAACGUCCAUUGCUAACCAAUGUGUACAGAAAUCUACUUUUUCCACCGCAUAGAUCGGACCAGCGCGCGACUAUGAAUGAUCGGUCCCAAAAUAAUGUUCAUUUACUUAGUUAAAAUUAAUUAUCCACCACACAAAGAUACAAAUUCAAUGUAAUGAUAAUAUACUUAUGCCGGAUUGAGAUAGAUGAAGUAAUGAUAUAUUUAUGCCCAAAUAUUAAAUACACACGGAUGUUUUUAAAUAUUUAUAAUAAAAGAAUAAAGAAAUUUAUACAUGAACGUAAUUAUUCUCUUCGUCGUCAAAAUUCAAUGUAUCUUAUGAUUUCUGGUUCAAGAUCACUCUGAAUGUAUACGCGUAAACCUGUUUGUUUAUCAAAAUGGUGACAGUAUUGAAACAUCAACGAACGUCUUCGUCGUUUCAUAAAGUAUGCACGGUAAAGGAUGAUCUUUAUCAAAAACGUGACGUACAUUUUGUACGUAUAAUUUUAUUUCUUUUAGCAUGAUAAAAGUUUCUAUAACCAGUCUUUCUUAUCCAAUAGUCCAUAAUAUAAUACGGCUCAAGUUCCAUAUUUCUAACCUCAUCGUUAAAACAACAAUUUUAUUUUUGGCGAAUAAUUAUAUGUAAGAGCAGAAGAUAUACAAAAAUAAUAAUAAUAAUAAUAAUAAUAAAGGACGAUUAUUUAAAAUGGAAAUAGAAUAUUUACAAAAAUAGCAAAAAAAGAAAUAUUAAAAUUAUUACAAAACUUGUACAAGAUUUCAAAAUCAUAAUACAGAAGAACAUUUAUAAAAGAAAUAAUUAUCUUCAGAGAAUAAAUGCUUAGAGAUUUUAGAAUAAUUCUACAACAUAUAUUUAUUAUUAUUCAAAAUGAUGGCCCAUUUAUCUCAUGUUAUGACACUUGCUAAUAGCAUCAUUGGUGUAAGUGUUCUUGCAAUGCCGUUUUGUUUCAAACAAUGUGGCAUUAUUUUGGCUGCUUUAGUUCUUUUAUUAUCGAAUCUUCUAUCUCGUCUUGCUUGUCAUUUUCUUAUAAAAUCAGCAGUAAUGUCAAGACGACGUAAUUUUGAACUCCUUGCUUUUCAUGCAUUUGGCCAUAUGGGAAAGUUUUUAGUAGAACUUUUUAUAAUCGGAUUCCUUGUGGGUACAUGCAUUGCAUUUUUCGUUGUUGUUGGUGACUUGGGACCACAAAUUGUUGGAAAAAUAAUAGAUAAAAGACCUGAAGAUAUCAGAACUAGUCUACUUAUAAUAACAAGUACUUUUAUAAUAUUACCAUUGGGUCUACUUCGAAAUAUUGACAGUUUAUCAAGUAUUUGUACUGCUACCAUUGUUUUUUAUGUUUGUCUUAUUUUGAAGGUAAUUGCUGAAUCAACACAACACAUUUUUGCAAGAGAUUGGACCAGUAGCGUAUAUUAUUGGAGACCUGGUGGUAUCCUUCAAUGUUUGCCAAUUUUUUCUAUGGCUCUUUUUUGCCAAACACAGUUAUUUGAAAUAUAUGAAACAAUUCCAAAUGUAUCUCUCGAAAAGAUGAAUGAAGUCGUACGCGGUGCAUUAAAUAUUUGUACUCUUGUUUAUUUGUGUGUUGGUUUCUUUGGUUACAUUGCAUUCUGUACACAAUCAUUCACAGGAAAUAUAUUGAUGAGCUUUGAACCUAGUUUAUCGUCAGAAAUGAUAAAGAUGGGAUUUUUUUUCUCUGUAGCUUUUAGUUUUCCACUAGUCAUUUUUCCUUGCCGUGCAAGUCUGAAUUCUCUCUUAUUUCGUCGGGUAUAUACUCAUGAACCGUCUAUGAAUUAUAUGCCAGAAGUAAGAUUUAGAUGUCUUACAAUUGCAAUAGUAUUUUUUUCUGCAAUUAUUGGUAUAUUGAUGCCAAAUAUUGAGUAUGUACUUGGUUUAGUUGGAUCUACAAUUGGCGUAAUGAUAUGCCUAAUGUUUCCUGCAGCAUUUUUCAUAUCCAUAAGCAGCAAACAUACAAAUGAAAGAUUAUUAGCACAGGUCAUUAUAUUUGUUGGUAUUUGGAUAAUGAUUCUUGGUACAUAUGCCAAUUUAUACGCAAUGGAAGAAUCUUCUAAUACCAGAGUUUUAAUAACUACUGCUAAAUCGCUUAGUCAAAUAGAUAAUUUACCAUUAAAUUUAAAUAAGGAAAAUAUUCAUAUGAUACCUGAUGUUUCUAAUAAUCCUGAAGUUCUACCAAAUGUGAAAGAAAAAAUAGAUGCAUUACCAGAAGUUCAAAUGAUGAAUGAAAAUAAACAUCUUGAUGAUAUUCGUCAAGAACCUCCAGUUCCAGUUGAACGUGUCAUUGUUACAGAGAAGCCAAUGAUAGAAAAACAAAAUUCUGUUGAAAAUAUAGCAGCUAGUUUUGCUCCAGAAAUUAAAAAAAUUGUUGAGAAGAUCAAAACAAUGAAUGACAACUUAAAAAAAGAGCCUAAUCCUGUUAUAAAUAAUAAUAAAAUGAUAGGACAUGUGAAUUCUAUAACGUUAAAGGCUAGUGAAAAUAUUAAAAUAAUCAAAUCUAAAAAAGAAAUUAAUGAAAUGCAAAAGAAUGACAAUCUCAUAAAUUCAGAUGCAAUAAAAAAAGAAGAUUCAGAAAUAGCUGCGGAAAGAAAAAUUGCUAAUAUGAUAACGGUAGAUAGAGAUGAAAAACUUAGAAAAACUUUGGAAAAGCAUGCAUUGGGAAGACUGCAAAUGUUACAAGAAGAGACAAAACUUUGGAAAGAUAUUAAAGAACAAAAGCGUGAAUUUGAAAAAGAAAAAGAGAGAACAGGAAAAAGUAUAGAAGAGUUCAUACAAAAUGAUAGUAAAAACAACAAUGAAAUAAAUAUUAUACAAAAAUCUAAUUUGAAAGAAGUUGAAAAUAUUAAUAAACAAAGCAUAAUAAGUAAAAGUCCUGAUAAAAAUAAAACUCAAAAAAGAGAUAUAACUAGAAUGAACGUCAGUAAAAAUGUUCUAAAAAUACCAAAUGUUCGAAACGUAAAUAUAGAAAUUGCGCAGGAUAAAAAUGAUUCUGAACAAUUCACUGAUGUAAAGGAUAAUAACAAUAUUCAAAACACGCAGAAAAUGAAGUUGAAAGAAAAUAAAGAUAUAGGCCAAACAUAUUCAAUAUCAAAUUAUCAAGAAAAAAUUAAUGUAACAUUUGAUAAUAUUUUAGAUAAAUCAAAAGGAACUAUUCUAACUGCUUUAACUAAAGGAAUUUUAAUAAAAUCUACAUCAAAGGAUAAUUUGCUUAAGAAAAAAGAUAUACGAACUUCACAGGGUAAACAAGAAAGUAUCAUCAAUGAAAUUAAUAAAUCUGAUGAGACAAUAAUGCAAAAUCAGAAUAUCGUGCCUAUUACAUUACAGUUUAAAAAUCAAAUUAAUGUUAAUAAAACUGGACAGUUGACAAACAAAAACGACAAUGAUGUCCAAGUAAUGCGAAGAGAUAUUUUAGAAAAUCAUAAUAGAGAGAAACGAGAAGUUACUAACAUAAAUGUACUAAAAGUUGAAGAUUCUCCUGAUGUUUCAACUGAAGAAAUAAAAUCUUUUAUGAAAGAUAUUUCUAUGGAUAUUGAUCGUAUAAAAUGUUCUAAAACGUUGGAAAAUUCACAGAUAGAAAUAAAAAAUAUGCCAGGAAAAGAAUCAAAACAAAUACUACCAGAAAUGACAUCUAUUCCAACUGUUGCAACACUGAUUAAAACCAACGUUUAUUUAUCAGGGAAAGAACAAGAAUUUACAAAUUCCAUUUUAGUAGACCCAAGUAUAACCAUAAAAGGUAAAUACAUUAAGUUAAAACAAAGAGAUUUGAAAACUUUGAAUACUGAUUAUACUAGAAAUUUAUGACCAUUAGAAUGCAUAAUACAUUCUUUAUAUAAUAAUCAAUGUCUAAAAGAGUAAAUUUCUAAAUUAUCAAAAUAUAUUUUCUUGCUAUUUCUAAAUGUUCAGCUAUAUUAUUGAAAACAUUGCAAUAUUAGAAAAUAUUAAAUAUGUUGGAAAUAACUGGGAAUCACUAUGAAUAUAGAUGAAAUCUAAAUAACACUGUCAAUGCGUGGUGUCAAAUCUAAAUAAGAUUAUUAUUAAUUAUAAUAAAUUGAUAAGUAUAGUUUUGUAAUUCUACUAUAAGUUAAAAAAAAAAUUGAAUUCUUUUUGUUAACGUAAAUGAGACAAUCAUUAUUUAUUUUUUGUUUUCUUUAUAAAAUUUUACAAAAUAAUGAUAUUCAUGGAGUUACUUAUAUAUUUAAGCUUAGAACUUAAGAGAUUGCUGCGAUGAAUUAUAUCAUAAAUCUAAUGAGAAUGUUAACAAUCAGUAAAUUCAAUAUAGAAUUUAUGAUUUUAUACUAUAAGAGAUAAUGUAUAAAAAAACAGUACAAUUAAGUGCUUGAAAAUAGCCAAAUAUAAAUCUAUUUUUGCAUAACAUAA
Molecule: messenger RNA, 5283 nt
Organism: Vespula pensylvanica (western yellowjacket)
Lineage: Eukaryota; Metazoa; Arthropoda; Insecta; Hymenoptera; Vespidae
Product: putative sodium-coupled neutral amino acid transporter 10
Exons: 6
Coding region: 1768-4707 (979 amino acids)
Biological process (GO): amino acid transmembrane transport
Molecular function (GO): amino acid transmembrane transporter activity
Source: RefSeq, a predicted model, not a curated record